GUUAAGCACCAAGGACAUGAGGAAAGUUUAGGUAGAGGUAGGGGUGGUCAUGGUCAUGGUGGACUCCUCCACUUCCAUUCUCACUCUCACUCUCCUAUAAAACCCCACCACCCUCUUGCUGCAUCCUUCCAACACAGACCAACUCAUCGAUCUCAUCUCAUCCUCGAUCACAGCAUCCAUCCAGCCAGAGCCAAGCAUCACCAAGAACGCGCUUUUGCACAAGACCGAUUCGAUCGAGCUCUAGCAAUGGCGCCAACGGCAACCAUGACCACCAAGAACGCGCUUGUGCUCCUCCUCCUGGCGCUCCUCCCUCUCAGCACCCUCUGCUCCCGCGCCGGCCCCUCCGCGCACCACAGCCACGGCCACGGCCACGGCCCCAAGCACUCGCCACCGCCGGCCACGGCCGCCGCGCUGGUGCGCGCCACCUGCAACUCCACGGCCUACUACGACCUCUGCGUGUCCGCGCUGGGCGCCGACCCCUCCAGCGCCACGGCCGACGUGCGGGGCCUCUCCUCCAUCGCCGUGUCGGCGGCCGCCGCCAACGCCUCGGGCGGCGCGGCCACGGCCACCGCGCUUGCCAACGGCACUGCCACGGCUCAGGCCGCCGACGCCACCGUGCAGGCGCUGCUCCGCACGUGCGCCGCCAAGUACGGCCUGGCCCGGGACGCGCUCUCGGCCGCCAGGGACUCCAUCGCGCAGCAGGACUACGACUACGCGUCGGUGCACGUGAGCGCGGCGGCGGAGUACCCGCAGGUGUGCAAGGCGCUGUUCCGGCGGCAGAGGCCCGGGGCGUACCCGGCGGAGCUGGCGGCGAGGGAGGACGCGCUCGGGAAGCUCUGCUCCGUCGCGCUCGACAUCAUCGCGCUCCUCUCCAACAGCAGCUAGCUGAUCCAUUUUAGUAUUCCCAUCCAUCCAACUCGGCUGCUCCAUGCAUGCAACUCACUCGAUUCGUUCAUGUCAUAUAUAUGAUUUUGCUAGCAUAUAUUUAUUAUGACGUUAAUACUCCGAUCCGCUUGUAUGUUAAUCUGUACGCACUCCGAUCCAAUGUUGAGUUGAUUAAGUUAAAUCGCUCUACUAUUAGUUGACUA
Phragmites australis (common reed) is the source of this 1088-nucleotide messenger RNA. RefSeq names its product pectinesterase inhibitor 28-like. The record is from RefSeq and is a predicted model, not a curated record. NCBI's taxonomy places the organism in Eukaryota, Viridiplantae, Streptophyta, Magnoliopsida, Poales, Poaceae. Bases 247 to 885 code for a protein of 212 amino acids. Gene Ontology annotation, molecular function: enzyme inhibitor activity. The transcript has a single exon.